This is a messenger RNA of Cajanus cajan (pigeon pea), 554 nucleotides long. RefSeq lists its product as uncharacterized. The record is from RefSeq and is a predicted model, not a curated record. Lineage: Eukaryota; Viridiplantae; Streptophyta; Magnoliopsida; Fabales; Fabaceae.
ACAUAGAAACAAUAGUUUGCAAUUGUUUCACAGUGAUAGUGAUUAGAGAAAAUGGGUUCCAAGGCUUUGCUCGUUCUUCUUGUGCUCUUUGCUUCUGUCCUCCUUCUUUCAGCUGAUGUUGCAUCCAAAGAUGCACCCAAAGAUGUAGAUGAGGAAGUUGAUACAAGUGAUGGAAACUUUGAUACAAAUGGGGUCGAAGAAAUGAAACAUCAUAGAGGUUCGCGGCGAGGUCACGGCAGUUGGCAUCAUGGUCAUGGUGGUUGGCGGCGUGGUCACGGUGGUUGGCGGCGUGGUCACGGUGGAGGGUAUUAUUGUCCUUAUGGUUGCUGUGGUUGGAACUACUAUGGACGCUGUUGGAGGUGCUGCCAUUAUCCUGGUGAACUUGUUGAUGCUCAUAAUGAUGUUGAACCUCUCAACUAAACUAGAGCUAAAUUAGGUUCUUGUUAUCUAUACAAAUAAAACUACAUGGGACGUGUUGGUUAUCUAGUUAUGAAUAAAAUAAAAGUGAAAAUCUUUCGCUGUACUUACUAAAGGAAUGAAUAAUGGAUUUGAUA